This is a messenger RNA of Rhagoletis zephyria (snowberry fruit fly), 630 nucleotides long. Its product is annotated as ATP-dependent DNA helicase PIF4-like. Lineage: Eukaryota; Metazoa; Arthropoda; Insecta; Diptera; Tephritidae. Gene Ontology annotation, biological process: telomere maintenance; DNA repair. The record is from RefSeq and is a predicted model, not a curated record. Gene Ontology annotation, molecular function: DNA helicase activity.
AUGACCGAAGAUAUCUUGAAUAGAAUGCGUCGUAUUUCUGCAAAUCAGGAAUUACUCAUUACACUGGAAAUGUAUAACGAGGUAUUGAUUAUUAUUGAAGAUAUAUGCUUAGCAGUUGCAAAUAAAUUAUUGUCACAAUUAGGUUUACCACCUCCUAAUCGAGCAAUGCAUGACGUAUUUAAUCAAGAUAUACAACGUGAACAACAAUACGAUAUAAAUGAUCUUAACACAUUUAUAAAUUUGAAUCUGCCGAAAUUGAAUAUAGAACAAAAACAUGCAUAUGACACUAUAAUGCAAGCUAUACAAAACAAAAGUGGAGGAAUGUUUUUUUUAGAUGCGCCAGGUGGCACCGGUAAAACGUUUUUGAUUUCGUUGUUAUUAGCGACUGUAAGAUCACAAAACAAUAUAGCAUUAGCGCUUGCAUCGUCUGGAAUAGCUGCUACAUUAUUAGAUGGUGGCCGUACAGCGCAUUCCGCACUUAAAUUACCAUUGAAUAUGCAAAUUAAUGAAAAUCCAACAUGUAACAUUUCAAAAAAUUCUGGAAUGGGAAGAGUUUUGCAACAAUGCAAAUUAAUUGUGUGGGAUGAAUGUACAAUGGCACAUAAAAAAAUCAGUGGAAGCAUUGGAUAG